Messenger RNA from Chilo suppressalis (striped riceborer), 4928 nucleotides. The record is from the annotation of a GenBank genome assembly. NCBI's taxonomy places the organism in Eukaryota, Metazoa, Arthropoda, Insecta, Lepidoptera, Crambidae.
GGAAAAUCCCUAAAUAAUACGUAUCUAUUAGAGCGUAUAUAUCUUCGAUUCGGCUAAAGUAUUCCUCAAACAUGAAGAUAGUCGACGAAAAAUUCGAGUGGAGAAAAUAUGUAUGGCAGGCAGCGGCAUGCGAGCAAGGCGAGGGGUCGAAGGAUCCGCCGGGUUGAGGAGAGGGCCCCCCUUCUCGUCUCGCGCGCGGCGCGCCAGUUUGCUCGUAGCGGCUGUUUGUAUUAGACGUGCUGUGGAUUUUAUUAGUGAAUCGCGUGUGACUAACCGUGCGGAAUACGUGCUUACUUCUCUUUUGUGUUGGUUUUGUGAAUUUAGUGGAGUGUGUGGUGUUUUGUUUUACUGGUAGUGCUCCUGAUGAUGACCGCGUGUGCUUGACGUGGGGAUGUAUCCAAGCGCGGGCGCAAUGAACGCCGCUGCUGCCGCCGCUGCCGUGGCGGCCGCUAGGCAUCCGGGUCCACCGCAACCGGGACAACCCAUUAAAUUCACAGUGGGCGAAUCGUGUGAUAGGAUUAAAGAGGAAUUCAACUUCCUACAAGCGCAAUAUCAUAACUUAAAAUUAGAAUGUGAAAAACUGGCUAGUGAAAAAAUCGAAAUACAAAGGCAUUAUGUUAUGUACUAUGAAAUGUCAUAUGGACUCAACGUGGAAAUGCACAAGCAGACGGAGAUAGCAAAAAGGUUAAACGCGAUUAUCGCGCAGAUUCUGCCGUUCCUGUCCCAGGAGCACCAGCAGCAGGUGGCGUCCGCGGUGGAGCGUGCGAAACAGGUUACUAUGACGGAACUCAACGCAAUUAUAGGGCAACAAAGGCCAGACCUGCCCAGAUUACUGCAGCAGAUGCACGCAGCGCACUUGCCAGCGCACGGCGCGCCUCCGCUGCCCCUGCUGGGCCAGGGCGCCCUUCCUCCAGCGGGCCUCCUAGGCCUUGGUGUGCCUCAUCAUCCCCUCUCAGUACUAGCAAAACCUCCCGACCUUCACCGGCCAGAUGAUAAAGGAAAUGGUAUCAGCUCAGCAGAGGAAAGACAUAGAAAUUCAAUAUCACCGGGUGAGAGAGAAAAGUACAGAACGAGGAGUCCAGCAGAACCGGACCAUAAAAAACUAAAGAAAGAAGAAAAAGACAUGGGUCACGAAUUAGUAGUGGAUGACGCGAGUGAGGAACCGACAUCACCACACAAUGGUGCGCCUUCACCAAGAGAGAACGGACUCGACAAGCUGCAGCCUAAGAAAGAACACCCACCACACAGUCCAAGGUCGGGUACCUCGAGUAACGCUUCAACACCUUCAGCGAAAAAACUUGACGAAAAACCUAGUACACCAAUCUCGAAGCCGGUCACCCCUACGUCGGGUGCGAGCGGCUCCGGUCCAGCUGGGGCUCCUCUGAAAGCCGCAGUGAAGCCCCCCGCGUUGCAGUACCCGUAUUUGGGCAACGGCGCACAUGACGCUUACGGCCUUGCCGGGUACUCAGCGCGAGCAGCCCUGGCUUACGAACCACUGCGUCCGCCCAUCGGCCCGGCUGCGCUAGCGCCUAUACCUGGAGGAAAACCCGCGUACUCGUUCCACGUGUCGGCCGAGGGGCAGAUGCAGCCGGUGCCGUUCCCUCCGGACGCGCUGAUGGGCCCGGGCAUACCGCGACACGCGCGCCAGGUGUCGGCGCUGGCGCACGGCGAGGUGGUGUGCGCGGUGACCGUGUCGUCGCCCACCAAGUACGUGUACACGGGCGGCAAGGGCUGCGUCAAGGUGUGGGACAUCAGCCAGCCCAGCAAGGCCCCCGUCAGCCAGCUCGACUGCCUGCAACGUGACAAUUAUAUAAGAUCAGUAAAACUCCUACCCGAUGGUCGCACGCUAAUAGUGGGAGGGGAAGCGUCGAACCUAUCGAUAUGGGAUCUCGCGUCACCAACGCCACGGAUCAAAGCUGAACUCACAUCGUCAGCGCCCGCCUGCUAUGCGCUUGCAAUUAGUCCUGACUCUAAGGUGUGCUUCAGUUGUUGCUCAGACGGCAACAUAGCCGUGUGGGACCUCCACAACCAGACGCUGGUGCGGCAGUUCCAGGGCCACACGGACGGCGCCUCCUGCAUCGAUAUAUCCGCCGACGGCACCAAGCUAUGGACCGGCGGGCUUGAUAACACUGUUCGAUCCUGGGACUUGAGAGAAGGCAGACAAUUACAACAACACGAUUUCAGUUCCCAAAUAUUCUCACUGGGCUACUGCCCCACGGGAGAAUGGCUCGCAGUAGGCAUGGAGAACUCCAACGUGGAAGUGUUACAUGCAGUGAAACCGGACAAGUACCAGCUGCAUUUGCACGAAUCCUGCGUCCUAUCGUUACGGUUCGCGUCGUGCGGCAAGUGGUUCGUGUCCACCGGCAAGGACAACCUGCUCAAUGCCUGGCGCACGCCGUACGGGGCCAGCAUAUUCCAGUCAAAAGAAUCAUCAUCGGUUCUCAGUUGUGACAUUUCAUCGGACGACAAGUACAUAGUGACGGGCUCUGGCGACAAGAAGGCCACAGUUUACGAGGUGAUCUACUAGUGCGACACAAACGGAACAAUCUUGUACGAACAAACUGUUUAGAUCAAGUGUAGACCGAGUGAGUGAGAACUCUCUGCGAACAGAGACAGUGGCAAGUGGUGAUAUAGCUUUAGUGUAUGUAUAGAUUAUAUUGGGAACCUGUAUGUACUUAUGCGACUUGUUUAUAUAGAUUUAGUGUGCGCGUUUUAUGUUUAUUUGUUGAGCGCCCGUAGUGUAUGUUGGCAGCAGAUCUCAAACUGACGAUUUCGUUUCAAUAUUGUUGUAAAAUGCUCGUAUUAAAGAAAAGAUAUGCGCAAAUCAUACCAACUUUGUUUUUGUUUCAUUUGUUUUUAUUCCUUCAUUUGUGACGGUCGUUGGCAAAGAUAUUAAUUUAGCUACUGCACGGAUGGCUAUGUAUUAGGAUGAUAUUAUACUAUAUUAGUAUAUUAUUAUAAGUUAUAGUUGCAAGUGGUAAAAGUUUUGUCUGAUAUGAUCAUGAGCAACGAUAUUGAAAACCAGCGGUAUUAAAUAUUGUUGAUCCCGAGGCUUAAUCUAACGGGUGAAAGACAAUUAUAUGUUAAGAGUGAGUAUAUAAAUUAAGAUCAGAAUACUCGUUUUUGCAUUUAAUAGCGUUGACGAAAGGUUUUCACACAUAAUUAUUGAAUGGCGAUGGAUGAAUAAAGCGUGCCCACAACGCGGCUAACUCGAUGUUAGCGCCCGGCGCCUUUCCUUUCUACGCUAAAUUUUGUGUGUAGUAGAUAGGAUUUAUUUUAUUUUAAAAGUGUGGCAAACAAGCGUAUCGCCCGCCUAAUGGUAAGACCACACCAGAAGCUCUAUUUUUGAAUCACUCGUCUGACAUAGUAUCGUCGAAUGCGACAUAAGUCAUCUUCAACUUUCAAGUCGCAUGAUACUGAUUUUCCAUAUUUUUGAAUCGUUCGUCACCGAUGUUACCAGUUUAAUACGAAAUAUAAAAUUUUAUUCAUUUCACGCAGACUAAAUAAAAACCGUUAGUUACCGCAGUGAAAACGGAACGAAAAAUUCUUAGUACAUGGCUGUAUAAUACAAUUGUAUUUUGUUGUUUAUAUUACCGGCACUUCACUUAUCUGUUCGUGAUUGCUGUUUGUAAACUUGACAUGCAUUAGCCGUCAUGCCAUAAUAAAAAAAGAAGAAACUUGACGUCAAUCUGCCCUUGUCAUUUCAUAUAAAGCAUGACAAGGAUAGAUUAUCCUCGUCUAAUAGCAAAAUAAAUAGCAAAGUAAAGUGCCGGCAUUUGAAAAUUUAUAAUUAUAAACGCUUGCGAUAUAAAAAAUGUCACUCGAGCCGUUGCCUACCCUGGCCCAAUUCCCUACCUCGUGGAGCUAUGGGACCUUAGUCACCGACAGAAACACAACACUACUAAAAUUCGAGCGGCAAAUCCGCUAUGCCUUACAUCUCUUAAGGUAUCCCUUUCCCAUAAAAUCUACAGGUUUAAGUGACUUUAAUUACUCCAUGCAAAAAGCAGGUCUUACUACGAGUAUGUUCAAGUCAUGGUAUCGAAUAAGUGGAGCGCGCUCUUACUCACACAACCGCUUACAAAAUACAAGAGUGAUGAACUGCCCCACGCGAGAAGUAAUUAGUCGGAGUAACUCUUACAACAUAGGUACUCAAGUCAGGUAACCACAACAUUUCCAACGCGUACAAAGAAAGUACAAUGGGCAAAACGCACCCAGCUCCGCCAACAAUGUAAUUAGUAUGAAUUGAUAGAUCUUUGAAAAACUAACCUUUUUUAUUAUGACACCGUAAAAAAAUAUCCCGUGCGUGCAAAACCUAAGAAACAAAUAUAAUAUCCUGGUCAAAAGAUAUGACACAUGGGAAUAUUUAAGUAACUAAAUAAAUAAAUUUUAUAGUAGCUUCAUUUUAUAUUAUUAGUAACCAUAAUAAUAUGCCAUAUCGUACUAUACAAACAGAUAAAGCGCACUUGCACUUACUGAGCCACCACAAAACGGUUUACGGGGGUUGAAGGACUUGCAGUUGCAAAUAGUCGACUUGUCUUACUUCGUUGUGAUUGAAGCGCCCCUGUCACGUGAUUAAUUUUUAUCUAACACGCUUUGGACAUUGGAACACGAUUAUCGGUUUUGUGAAUUAGUAUGGAUAAACUGGAAUCGUGUUUUCUCUGAAGCGUGGACAAGUUUGUGCAAUUUGUGGUCGAUCCAUUUCACAUAGAAGACAAUUUACUAUAACGAACAGACUGUUUGAAAAAAAACCCCAACCCAUGAGGGGACUUUUGGCUUUACUUUAGCGUGGCAGUAUAACACAAGGGGGCACCCUUGCACCUUGUGAAGUACUCCCAUAAUACCUGAGCCGUCUAUGUACAGUCGAACUAACUAAAUUAAUUCCCUUGUUUCAUUAAUGUUCGUUUGUUAUAGUACUUCUGCUUAUUUAA